Durio zibethinus is the source of this 471-nucleotide messenger RNA. The record is from RefSeq and is a predicted model, not a curated record. Lineage: Eukaryota; Viridiplantae; Streptophyta; Magnoliopsida; Malvales; Malvaceae.
UGCUCUUAUUUGUGACAAAUGAAUUGCAGAAUAUGGCUUGGGAAGUAAUGUGACAACAUAUGGUGAUGUGUACAGCUAUGGCAUUCUUUGGCUGGAGAUGUUUACGGUGAAAAGACCCACUGAUGAAAUGUUUAAAGAGAAUCUGAACCUUCAUAACUUUGUUAAAACAGCUUUGCCAAAUCGAGUAGCUGAGAUUACAGAUCCCAUUCUUCUUCAAGAAAGUUUCAAUGAGAGCAGCCAAAACGAUGACAUACUUCUUUGGAGCUUGAAUUCUAUAUUUGAAUUUGGAGUUGCCUGUUCUUUUGAUUUGCCAACUGAGAGAAUGAGCAUGGCUAAUGUUGUUGCUAAGCUUUGUUUUAUAAGAAACAAUCUGCUUCCUACUCGAUCAUUAGGAACAAGAGCUGCAGGUACUGCUUGAUGGCUUUUAUUUCCAUUCUCUUGUUUUGUGAACUGAAGGAUCAAAUCUGUAAG